This is a messenger RNA of Atta colombica, 960 nucleotides long. Its product is annotated as odorant receptor 22c-like. Gene Ontology annotation, cellular component: plasma membrane. Gene Ontology annotation, biological process: sensory perception of smell; detection of chemical stimulus involved in sensory perception of smell. The record is from RefSeq and is a predicted model, not a curated record. Gene Ontology annotation, molecular function: odorant binding; olfactory receptor activity. Bases 1 to 960 code for a protein of 319 amino acids. The transcript has 6 exons. NCBI's taxonomy places the organism in Eukaryota, Metazoa, Arthropoda, Insecta, Hymenoptera, Formicidae.
AUGGCGCCGCAAAUGAUGAAUGUGAUUCGUGCUUGGGGUAAUGUGACGCGAAUGGUGGAAAAUUUUGUCUCUGCGAAUUUUAGCUUGAUGGCAAUAUGCAAACUGUUCGUUACUUGGUAUCAUGGCAAGACACUCCAGCCGUUGAUAAUGUCAAUUAUGACCGAUUGGAUGACUUCAACAACUAAUUGGGAACGAAAUACCAUGUUGAAAAUCGCGAGACGUGGCAGAAACUUGUCCUUAAAAUGUUGUUUGUCCGCAUUGGGUUUAACGACAUUUUCACUAUCUUUUCAUUUGUUGAGGCUUUUUAAAAAUAUACACCAGCCUCGACGGAAUCUUGUCUAUCGAUUAGAAAUCAUUCAAAAGAGUCCGAAUUACGAAAUCACUUACAUUAUUCAACUUUUCGGCGGUGCAUAUUCAGUCUUUGCUAACUACAUGAUUGAUAGUUUUGUCUCGGUACUUGUGCUGCACGUAUGCUCCCAACUCAUAAAUCUGAGAUUAACAAUAAACAAUCUGGUGAACGAAACAGCUAAUAACUCUAUAUCUUCCUCAAGAAAAGAAAGAUUUAAGAAAGAUUUAGCUGCAAUUGUAGUACGACAUGAGCAUCUCAUCAGGUAUGUUAGAAAAUUUCCAAUGAUAACAGAUAAUUUGAAAAUACCUAUUGUCCGAAUGCUUUUUCUCUUAUUUUAUAUAACAUUUAUAUUGACGCACUUCUAUACAUAUUGCUACUCAGCUGAAAAACUUAUGGCAGAGAGCACUAACAUGGCGUACGGAGUGUAUGACUGCAAGUGGUAUGGUAUACCAUCAAAAAAUGCAAAAGAUUUAAUGUUGAUUGUAUAUCGAUCUACAAUUCCUCUUAAAUUGACAGCUGGAAAAUUCGGGAUCCUUUCAUUAGAGAUGUUUGGAAUAGCUAUUAAAACGGCAAUGGGAUACUUAUCUGCAUUGAUAACAUUGCAAAAUUAG